Molecule: messenger RNA, 2363 nt
Organism: Helobdella robusta
Lineage: Eukaryota; Metazoa; Annelida; Clitellata; Rhynchobdellida; Glossiphoniidae
Exons: 10
Coding region: 50-1165 (371 amino acids)
Biological process (GO): fatty-acyl-CoA biosynthetic process; fatty acid beta-oxidation using acyl-CoA dehydrogenase
Cellular component (GO): mitochondrial inner membrane
Molecular function (GO): flavin adenine dinucleotide binding; fatty-acyl-CoA binding; glutaryl-CoA dehydrogenase activity
Source: RefSeq, a predicted model, not a curated record
UGACGAACGAACAAAAUUUAUUUAAAAAACUUAAUUUAAAGUUUAAACUAUGUUGAACAGAGUUAUCUUGUCUGCGCGACAACUUACAAACGUCAUCGGUGGUGGUAGUGGUGCAGUUUUUGACAGAGAGAUAAUGAGGGAGAUGGGUGAGUUGGGUGUGUUGGGGUCGACCAUACAGGGCUAUGGGUGUGCCGGAACCUCUUAUGUCACAUAUGGGCUGCUGGCUAAAGAAGUUGAGAGGGUGGAUAGUGGUUACAGGUCAGCAAUGAGUGUCCAGUCCUCCCUUGUCAUGCACCCCAUCAACGCUUAUGGGACUGAGGUACAGAAGGAAAAGUUCCUACCCAAGCUUGCACGCGGUGAGUUGAUAGGAGCAUUUGGGCUGACGGAGCCUAACCAUGGCAGUGACCCAGGUGGCAUGGAGUGUAGGGCCAGCUAUGAUGAGAAGAACAAGUGCUAUGUACUUCAUGGUACUAAGUCGUGGAUCACCAACUCCCCCAUAGCAGAUGUGUUCAUUGUGUGGGCGAAAUCAUUUGCCCACGGCAACAAAAUCAAAGGGUUCAUCUUGGAGAGGGGGAUGGAGGGGUUGACCACCCCCCAGAUUCAUGGCAAGUUCUCACUAAGGGCCAGCAUCACGGGUCAAAUCGCCAUGGAUUCUGUCAAGGUGCCUGAAGAGAAUCUGCUGCCCCACGCUACUGGACUGGGGGGUCCGUUUGGAUGUCUAAAUAAUGCUAGGUAUGGAAUUGCGUGGGGAGUCAUUGGAGCUGCUGAGUUUUGUUUCCACACUGCCAGACAGUACGUUCUUGACAGAAUGCAAUUCAAGCGACCACUAGCGAAGAACCAGCUGAUUCAGAAGAAACUUGCUGACAUGAUGACAGAAAUUACCCUGGCCCAACAAGCUUGUUUGCAAGUUGGCAGACUCAAGGACAAAGGAUUAGCAGCCCCCGAGAUGAUCUCGCUCAUCAAGAGGAACAACUGUGGCAAGUGCAUCGACAUUGCUCGUAACGCCAGAGACAUGCUUGGAGGAAAUGGAAUAGCCGAUGAGUACCACGUGAUCAGGCACGUGAUGAACCUGGAGGCUGUCAACACAUAUGAAGGUACUCACGAUAUCCACGCACUGAUACUUGGACGUGCCAUCACAGGCAUUCAGGCCUUCACCUCAGACUGAUCUGAUCAUGCAUCAUCCAUCAUCACCAGCAUUGCCAUUCAUCAUCAUCAUUUUCUCGAUCGUUGUUAUCAUUAUUAACUUCAUUCACAUUAUCACCAAUUGUUAACUUAUUAAGUUUGUUGUUGUCAUUUAAAAAUCAUUAUAUUUUGAGAUUAUUCACUUUACUUUAUAAUUUGAUCAUGGUUAAUUAUUUUCAUUCUUUCUGCAUUGAUCUGUAAAUUUUCAUAAAUACUUCUCGAAAUGAAAAUUGUGUUGUACAGUUACAUUCCUUUGCAUUAACCUAAGGGCUAAUAAAUGGAAGAACGUACAAAGGGGCGUCACAUUUUUAUGGAGUUGCAAAAAUGCAUGUCUCCUGGAAAAAUAACAACAGAGUUGAAGUCUUUUGCUCUUUGUCUUCUUAUCUUCCCUAGCCACUUUCAGUAUUAAAAACUGCAAUCUGAAAAUUCUUUUCACUUACGAACUUCCUCAUCAGUUAAAAUUUUCGAACCUCUCGCUCCUUGCAUAUGCUUUAAUUGAAGCAACACCCAUCCAACUGGCCAAGAUUCGGAUCGAGCGUUUGAAAUGCGUUCGGUAGUCAUUAUUGAACACAGCGAUUUAUCACAAUACUCCGUCUCCUGAACUAUAUAUUAAACACAACACAGAAAUCACAAGUCGGUCUUGCCAUGUUCGCAAAUGUUUAUUUCGAUGCAUCUUAAUUCUUUUUUUUGCAUUUGUAAGGUGCCUUAAUGAUGUUUAAAUGUAUUAACAACUCUUAUUGUGUUUCAGUGUGAUGGGAGAUAUUUUAUAGUAUAAAAAUGAUUUACUAGACUUCGUUUCCUAUGAAGUUUUUGUAACAAAUUAGUCUACUCACUGUCUCGGCAAAUGAUUUAUGCGUUAUUUUUUCAUUGUACAAUGCAACAUUUAUCAAGAAUUAUGAGAUGGUCAUGGUGUUAUACUUAAUGAAAAAUCGUUACAUUGAAUUAAUGAAUUAAAUUUGAUUUGCAGCACCAAGCAGAAAUGCUUCCUAAAACUCGUUUUAAUGCAUUUUGGUUCUUCUAAAAUAAAUUAAUAAAUAGAUGUUCGUUUUAAUGCACCGUGAAAUGUUGGUUCAUCCAAGAACAAAUUUACAAAAUUUUAUGCCCAGCGUCCAAUCACGCAAUUUCUUCAAAUUCUGUUCUUCAUAUUUUAUUGAAUAAAUAAAAUUGUUUGAAAUAUAUUA